CAUCUGCUACCUAUAAACCAGAUAUUGUUUUGUUUCCAAUUAAUUCUGAGUGAUUGUUAAUCCUGCCAAAUGUCGUACUUACUCACGGAAAUAGCUCUGGAGAUGCUGGGAUACAAGUUCUACGACACGAACGGUACUUUCCACCUGACCAACUUUCAGAACAACUCUACGCAUAGCGAAUUGCAUCCUGACGAGCCUUCGCUGACUGCGUUCAUUGAGCAGGCAGAGUCUCCGGAUCAAGAGUCAAUCAGUCGAGCAGUAGCAGUACAGGAUCAGGAGGAGGAGGCGGAUCUGGUCGCCGAUCCCGUCUCCGAGUCACGCAAUCCACGACGCACGCCGGCCAAGGCUCUGGCCAAAAUAAUGGACUACGAGAGCGAGAAGAUUGUCAAUCAGAUCAGAACUCGUCUAGAGCGGUCGUUGGGACGGCGGCCGGAGGCUGACAGCGGUGAGCUGCUGGGCGAGAUUAUGGACGAGGAAAGAAUCCUAAUCAGGGCCGACGCCAGCGUAAUGCGCAAGUUCCGCGAAUUCCUUCAGACGCGCUUGCAGCGACUGGACCAGCGCCCCUACGAAAAGUACAUGCGGACCUUUGGCGCGGAGUAAGACGGCUGCCAAUGCAAUAGGAGAGUAAAUCGAGUUAAGAACUAGCUGUUAAAUUGUUUAUAAGCAUUAAUAAAUUAGUUAUCGAGCA
Messenger RNA from Drosophila takahashii, 688 nucleotides. RefSeq lists its product as uncharacterized. The record is from RefSeq and is a predicted model, not a curated record. Lineage: Eukaryota; Metazoa; Arthropoda; Insecta; Diptera; Drosophilidae.